Musca domestica (house fly) is the source of this 650-nucleotide messenger RNA. RefSeq names its product cytochrome c oxidase subunit 7A, mitochondrial (gene COX7A). Gene Ontology annotation, biological process: regulation of oxidative phosphorylation; mitochondrial respirasome assembly; mitochondrial electron transport, cytochrome c to oxygen. The transcript is spliced from 3 exons. Lineage: Eukaryota; Metazoa; Arthropoda; Insecta; Diptera; Muscidae. Bases 144 to 404 code for a protein of 86 amino acids. The record is from RefSeq and is a predicted model, not a curated record.
ACUACAACCCUGUUCUCCAAAAACUGUCAAAAUUUCUGACAUCUUUUCCAUCACUUCCAUUGUGAAGUUUUUGCUAGUUCUCGAUAGCCGACGUUUUUUCCCAGCAAGAAGCAAUCCUCUCGUGAAAAUAUCAAGACAUAAAAAUGAACUUUUCCAGAGUAAUUGUUCGCAGCCUCACCACCUCCGGCGCUCAACGUGCUGUCGCCAAGGGAGAAGUUGAGAAGGGCUACUUUGAAUUGAAAAAAGUACAAGAACAUUUCCAAAAGAAGGACGGCAAACCUGUGUUCUUGAAAGGUUCCACCUUCGAUCAAGUUUUGUACCGCGUUACCGUUGCCCUCGCUUUGGUUGGCGUUGGUGGUAUGGGAAAAUUGUUUUAUGAUUUGUCGGUCCCCAAAUCAGAAUAAAUACAGAAUAUGUGUUUAGAAAAUGUUAGUCAUUGUAAGAACCUUUGUCGCCCUAAUACCGUAGCCUCAAUUCCUAUAUUUCUGUGUUAGAAAGCAUUUUAGAGCAUUUCUUCCAUUUCAGAAAUUCUAUGGACAACUUGUAUGCCGUGUGUACCGUGUUGGUUCUGUUAACGAUUUUUAAACAUUCUUUAAAAAGCAUUUUUAAGAAACAUAGAAAUAUAUGAAUGUUAAGCUAAAAAGUGUAAA